CCCCUAGGCACUCCCAUCCCAGCCACUCCACCACUCCGCCCGCACUCCGCGCGGUUGCGCGAGUGAGGUGAGGUGAGGAGCGAGUUGCGAGCCGAGCGCUCCACGGACUGGUUGAGGUAGAGAAGUGCUGAGCGCGCACCGCGCGCCCCGCCCCGCCUCGUUGUGCGCUUUGUGCGCGCCGGGCGAGUUGUGGUGGAAGGUUACGCCCAACGACGGGUUACGUUUCGCACGGAUUCGCCAUGAGUGUCAUCAAACAUCGCGACUACAUUCUAGAGGCCAUCGACCAGCUACGCCGGCGCAAGGCGAGACCUGACAGGGAGCGUAUUUGCAGUUACGUCGGGCGCAAGGUUGGUGUGGACAACCGCUCCCUCAUCGCCGAUCUGGAGAGACUGGUUGACGAGCAGGUCGUCAUCAAAGUUGAGUACAAGGGAAACAUUAGCUACCGCAACGCGGCCAAGUGGUCCAAGCUGUCAGUGCACAAGAGCCGCAUCGAGGUGGAGCUCAGCGACCUGAACAAGCUCGAGUCCAUGCAGGACGAGAACGAACGCAUGAGCUACGUGCUGCGCUGCGCGAUCACCGAGCUCGUGUGCCGCGAUCCGAACUACCUCGUACACGGCGUGCCAGUGUUCGAGCUUGAGCAGCAUCUCAAGACCAAGGACAGUGAGUUCUUCGCCCGCAUCUCCUUCAACGUGCUCCUGAGCCGCGAGGCCAAGGCCGGCACAGUUGUCAAGCUUGAGAACGGCAACUACUUGCUCGGGCCGCGCGGCGCUCGGGCCUCGGGUUCGUGGUCAGGCUCGGGGUCCGGUAUCUCGGCCAGCGAAGCGGAGAUGUCUAACGACGACCUCGACGACUCGGCCCUGUUCGACGACAUGGUCGCCGAUGGCGAUGACUCCCCCGUCAAGUCGCCGCCGCGAGCCGCGCAGCCGCUGCCACCGCUGCCGCCGCUCGUGCCGGCGCCGGCGCUUCUCAGGCAGAUGCAGCAAAGUGAAGAGGACGGCGACGUCGUCAUGAACGGCGGCGAUGCGACGCCCCCGACACCGAAGUCGCAGUCCCCAGACCCGGAGCAGGACAUCGAGAUGGUGGAGGAGGACGUGGAUCAGGCCCCAGAGCGUGAACUGGAGCCUGAGCCCGACCCUGAACCUCAGCCUGACCCCGCACCAGAACCUGACCCUGAGCCGGACCCGGCUAUGAACCACAAGGAACAGGAGGAAAGCACUGGGUACCGACUCGGCGAACGACGGAAGAGAGCCAAAAAGAAGGUGUUUGACCCAUCUGACAACAAUUUGCCCAAGGCAAAACGAAGAGGGCGUCAACCUCCUGUACUUGAAAAAGUUGUGAAGACCCCAACAGUGACACAGCCACAGCCAGCCUCUGUACACUCAUCACCAUCCAAUUCAACUAAUAGUCAAACUGUUAACCGUGCGACCAGUGGACCAUCUGUCAAUCGAGCAUCAAAUGCAUCUAACGCUCAGCGUACACCAAAUGGCUCAUCUCAUCGCUCUUCAAAUGGAUCCACAGCUCAUGAUAGCAACACCAAAGAUGUCAAGCCACCAUUACCAUCUGGGAAUAAACUAAAUGCUAUUGGGACAGGAUCUGUAGCUGUGUGUGCUAUUUGUAUCAGUGCCAUUGUGGAUGGCAAAGCUAUUCAGUGCAAAGAUUGCACUCAGAAAGCCCACUUUUCAUGUCUCAUUCGAGGAAAUAGAGCAAGGUUUCGUCCAAACACUUGGCAAUGCAUGAUGUGCAAAACUUGCCAAAUUUGUGCCAUGACAGAGGAUGUUGGCACCAUUGUUGUUUGUUCAAAUUGUGAUGAAGGCUAUCAUGUUAAAUGCCAUACUCCAAAACCAAAAAUUCCAUGGAAAAAGUGGGUUUGUUGCCGAUGUUCUCCUGAGCCAAAACAGACCACUCCAG
Frankliniella occidentalis (western flower thrips) is the source of this 1908-nucleotide messenger RNA. RefSeq lists its product as uncharacterized. Gene Ontology annotation, molecular function: protein binding; DNA binding. NCBI's taxonomy places the organism in Eukaryota, Metazoa, Arthropoda, Insecta, Thysanoptera, Thripidae. The record is from RefSeq and is a predicted model, not a curated record.